AUUAAUUGCAAUUGCUUCUCGACCAGAUAAUAAUUAUUAGUAUUAUCGAUUGAACUGCCGCAAACCCAAUCUUCGUUUCUUUGGGCAAGCUAUUUACGAUCUGGAGCAGCAUUUCACAGAUCGCAUAGCCACUAGCUGCUGCGAUCUUCUGCAACUGGUACCGGAUCUCGUUCUUUGAUCUCAUCCGUCAAACUUGCUCCGCAUCAUCAUCAUCCAAGCUUGACGGUCUUGAUGGGCUUCCGCCCCGGAUUCAAACACUUUAAAAAAGUCAUGUCCGGAGAAAAGAUCUACGAGGGUGUCUUCGCCGUUCAUAAACCCCAAGGCGUCACCUCCGCCGAUGUGAUCCGCAAGCUCCAGCAGCAUUUCAAUCCCUCCGAGACAUUCAGGCCGUGGAUUGAAAACGAGCGCGACCGGCGCAAGCGCGAAAAUGAUUUCCAGCGCCGUCGUCGCAGAAACCAGCGCGUGGACGUGAAGAUUGGACAUGGAGGCACGCUGGAUCCGCUCGCUACGGGUGUGUUGAUUACGGGAAUUGGAAAGGGUACAAAGCAAUUGCAGGGUUUCCUGGGCUGUACGAAGACAUACGAGACGGUCGUCCUGUUCGGAGCGGAGACGGAUACGUAUGAUUCGAUGGGGAAGGUUGUGCGUCGGUGUCCCUACGAGCAUAUAACGAGAGAGAUAGUUGAGAAGGCCCUGGAGCAAUUUAGAGGCCCUAUCAUGCAGCGGCCGCCUAUCUUUUCUGCGUUGAAGGUCCAGGGCAAGAAGCUCUAUGAGUAUGCGAGGGAAGGCAGGGAGCCGCCAAUUGAGAUCAAGGCUAGACCUGUGGAGGUGUCGAAUCUGGAGAUCCUUGAGUGGUACGCGCCUGGUACCCACGAGUGGAAAAUUCCAGAGGAAGAGAUGACGGGCGAGGAAAAGGCCGUUGCGCAGAAGAUGCUGGAGAAGGACGCGGAGGUCCCAGUCGCAUCAGCUCAAGAAGCUGAAGAAGCGAAGCACAGCGAAGAGGCGUCUUCAUCGAAGCGAAAAUCCCCUCCAGCAGUGACACCUGGCGGAGACAGUGCGGAAACGCAAAAUCCCGCUGAGACGGGGCCAUCAUCCAAGAAGCAGAAGAUAUCUACUGAAGGAGAAUCAGCUACAGUCGAAAACCAGCAACCAGAUGAUGCAGAGAAUGCCGCACAAGAAGAAACUACUGCCGCCUCCGCUCCUGCUCCUCCUUCAGAAUCCUCCAAGUCAUCUACCGGUCCUGCCGCCGUGAAGAUCACCAUGACUGUAUCAUCCGGAUUCUACGUGCGCUCCUUGGCACACGAUCUAGGAAAAGCCGUCGGCAGUUGCGCCCUGAUGACUUCGCUCGUCCGGACCAGACAAGGUGAUUUCACGCUCGAGUCCGACAAUAUCGUCGAGUAUAAGGAUCUAGACGCCGGCGAGGACGUCUGGGGUCCGAAAGUCAAGCGGCUGCUAGAUGACUGGGAGCAGAAGAAGCAGGACUAGGAAAAAUCGAAGUACUUUAUACAUUAGAAAAGCAACGGUAUCGCAUACUUGAUAGGUUUAUACGACAUAGACUCUAGCUGGAGAGAACCGAUCUACAAUCUUCCGGUAACACAGCGCGACAUAAAUUGCAGAACCAAAAACUUCCAUUCAAUUUCUAGAAACUCCGAAGGAUGAAUUUUAAUAUCCCACCCUCUUCCGAACGACCUGGACCUCCUUUGGUCAAAAGAUAUGAUGUAGUUACUAAAAAGUUAUAGACUCGCCAACAUGCAUUAAGAAAGGAAAGAAGCGUUUUUGAACGAGUGAUAGAGGACUGGCAAUACGUCUCGCAAUCUCCCUGGACUGUGAAUAGGAAAAGAAGAAAGGAAUGAUGGGCCGCGAAGGGCGCUGUCGGAUGCAGAAUUCACUGCCAAAAAAAUGAAGAAAUACAGGUGUGGUAGAAUCAAAAAGAUGCGAGAA
Paecilomyces variotii is the source of this 1938-nucleotide messenger RNA. RefSeq names its product pseudouridine synthase. Bases 232 to 1482 code for a protein of 416 amino acids. Lineage: Eukaryota; Fungi; Ascomycota; Eurotiomycetes; Eurotiales; Thermoascaceae. The transcript is spliced from 2 exons. Gene Ontology annotation, biological process: tRNA modification; mRNA pseudouridine synthesis. The record is from RefSeq and is a predicted model, not a curated record. Gene Ontology annotation, cellular component: mitochondrion. Gene Ontology annotation, molecular function: RNA binding; pseudouridine synthase activity.